AUGGCUUCGCUGUCCUUGCAGCCGAUCUCACUCGCUGCAGCUCCAUCUUCGGCUCCUGCGACCAGAAGUGGUGGCUCGAGGUCCGUGGCGCAGUUGCGGAGGCCCCAAAGCUGGUACUCCACGAAUGGAGGCCCGAUACCCGCCACUGCCGGUUCGCACGCAGUCUCUCUCUUCCUGGUCCUCAGGCGGAAGAGGCACAGAGAUCUUGCCGCGCGGCCUCGGAGGCCUCAGAGGCGCUUCCGUGGCCCUCGGGCCGCGAGCCUGCGAGGUGCUGCCGACCCUAUGGGCCCGAGCUUGUCCGACGCGCAGCUCCAACGGCUCCUCUCACCGGCGUUUAUCGCCUCGUUCCUUAGUUUCCUGCUCUACCCUUUGUUUGCUGAAGCGGUUGCCUCCCAGCUGGACUCAGUGGCGCUUGGCGUCAUCAAGGGUGAUGUUUCACAGUACAUGCAGAAUUUCUUCAAUUUCAACAGCUUGCUGUUCUCGUUCUUCGUCUCGCAGACAUACGCCUCCUUGUACCAGCAGCAGGAGAGUUUGUAUAUGGCUCUCUACUCCGAGAUCGCCGAGGCAAGAUCCUUGCUGGAGCAGCUGACGCUUGUCUCGCAGAACAGGCCAAGCUAUCGCUCGAUGCUGCAGAGUAUGGAUGCGUACGUGGAGGAACUGAUCCUCGGUGUGCGCGUGGGGUGUCCGCCAGCGGUGUUAGUGUCUGCGAAGCCCGCACUGGAUCCGCUCGAAGCCAUCCUGUAUGCCACCUCGGUGGGUGUGCCCUCCGUCGUCUACGACACUGUCCGCAGCCUCCGAGAGGCGCGAGGUCAGCGGCUGGGAGCCACGCAACGCAAGCUGCCCUGGGAGCACUUUGUCCUCCUCAAUGUACUCGGUGCCAUGGAGCUCUUGGUGUUUCCCCUGCUUGGCGCCGGGAUCUCUGGCUACGAGGCCUCAGAUGCUGCAGCACCGGGACAUGUGCUCUGGAUACAGUCCGUCGUCUUCGCGAUCCUUGCCGGUGGUGUUGUUCUAGCCUUGCAGGUUAUCCAGGACUUGAGGUCUCCAACGUCGGGACUCUACAGUCUGGACUCGACCCUCGACGAGAUGGUCGAAGGCUUGCGAGCGGAGCUGCGGCACCGCCUGGAGGCCGCGCCGGCCUCCAGCGCCUCCCGGCUGCCCAGCCCUGUCGGUCCUGCACUCAGACGUGGCAGAUGCAGGAAGACUUGA
This is a messenger RNA of Symbiodinium sp. CCMP2592, 1206 nucleotides long. Lineage: Eukaryota; Dinophyceae; Suessiales; Symbiodiniaceae. The record is from the annotation of a GenBank genome assembly.